GUCAUUGUUUGCUGUUGUUUUAACGCGAAUGUUUUGUUUACAGCAAAGUUACUGUGUUUAUUAGUUUCGUAUUAUGUGAGAGAGUUUCUUAUUCCACUUGAAAGCAGUGGGAAGAACUAAGAAGUUCGAUGUUACACAACAUAAAUUUUAUGGAAACCGAAUCACCAAACGGAUUAAUUUUGCUAAUACUGAAAUAUAACGUGAUACAACACUUCAAUCAGCUUCUACUCAAAGUGCUUUGAAGCUGAAACUGGAAUAUUUGGACAAUGGGCUUGACAGUAUCAAUGCUGAUACUAUAGAGACGCCAACUAUUCAUUCAGGUACACAUUACGUGAAGGAAUCCGCCCACCAUCGGUUUACUUUGGAUGCAACAGGUGCCUCUCACAUUGCACGACUCUGCCAAGGCCGAAUUAGACUCCGCUCAGUGUCAUUCAGCUUGUUUCUUCUAGUGAAUGGGCUACACCACUGGUCAUCGAUAAGAAGCCGACGGGAUGGUUCUACUCAAGCAUUCAUUUUUCUCUGGAGGGAAAGUUUUAACUUUGAGAGCUACAAUGGCUUCACGAAAUCGACCAAUAUCUGACAUGGCAGCCUUUAAGGAUGUGCUCAGAAAAUCAAAAAACUGUGUUGUGUUAUCUGGAGCAGGUGUAUCUGCAGAAUCAGGUAUACCAACCUUCAGGGGAUCUGGAGGAUUCUGGAGAAAGUAUCAAGCACAAAACUUAGCCACACCUGAAGCUUUCCAGAGAGAUCCUUCUCUUGUGUGGGAGUUUUAUCAUUAUAGAAGAGAACUUGUGAUGACAAGAAAACCAAACAAGGCUCAUUUUGCCAUAGCAGAUUGCCAAAAGAGAUUCAGAGAUCAAGGGAAAUCAUUUACAAUAAUUACACAAAAUAUUGAUGGGCUGCAUCAACAAGCUGGUGCUGAAGAUGUUAUAGAGCUGCAUGGUUCACUUUUCAGAACAAGGUGCACCAAAUGCCAUGAAGUGUUAGAGAACAGAGUCAGUCCAAUAUGUCCAUCGCUGGCUGGAAAAGGGGCUCCAGACCCAGGUGCAGUCUCAGCAGACAUUCCUGUCUCUGAAUUGCCACACUGCAAAUCAAAUGGCUGUGGAGGACUUCUGCGACCUCAUGUUGUCUGGUUUGGGGAGGGGUUAGAUCCUGAAGUCUUGGUGCAAGCUGGCUUACAUUUGGAUUCUUGUGACCUGUGUUUAGUAGUGGGUACAUCUUCUGUUGUGUAUCCGGCAGCAAUGUUUGCUCCUCAGGUAGCAGCCAGAGGUGUACCUGUGGCAGAAUUCAACCUAGAGGAAACUCCUGCCACAAAUGAAUUUCAAUUUCAUUUUGAAGGUCCAUGUGGAUCAACUGUUCCAGAAGCACUGUCAGUGUAGUAUUACUGAAACAUUUAUGUUCUAUAUCUGGACUUAAAUCAAAUGUAAUAGUAUUCUGAUGAGAAUGACAAACUGUUGAAAAAAAAUGUAUAUAUUUGAAAUGUUGUGUUACCUGAGUGAUAAAUGUUUUUAAAAAAUCA
This is a messenger RNA of Schistocerca americana (American grasshopper), 1516 nucleotides long. RefSeq names its product NAD-dependent protein deacylase sirtuin-5, mitochondrial-like. The transcript is spliced from 7 exons. Lineage: Eukaryota; Metazoa; Arthropoda; Insecta; Orthoptera; Acrididae. Gene Ontology annotation, molecular function: protein-succinyllysine desuccinylase activity; protein-malonyllysine demalonylase activity; NAD+ binding. Bases 492 to 1376 code for a protein of 294 amino acids. The record is from RefSeq and is a predicted model, not a curated record.